UCAGCAGCUCCCAACAUCAGUGAAUAUGAAGCUCACCGUGUUUUUGUAUUGUCUGCUUGCGCUGUACUCGCUGGCUGCAGCUCAAGGAGGUCAAAGAUUCUGUGGGCGACGGUUGGCGCGGACGUUGGCAGGGCUCUGCUCCGAGGUGGACUAUGAAGACGCAGUGAAGCGGUCUGGUGCAGGCGACGAUGCGGGCGCCACUCGCAACUGGCACUGGGCGGCGUUGGGAGGUGCGCGCGGCAAGAGAGGAGUCGUAGAGGAGUGCUGCGAGAGGGCCUGCACGCUCGAUGAGCUGAUCACGUACUGCUGA
Manduca sexta (tobacco hornworm) is the source of this 310-nucleotide messenger RNA. Its product is annotated as bombyxin-related peptide A-like. The record is from RefSeq and is a predicted model, not a curated record. Bases 26 to 310 code for a protein of 94 amino acids. Gene Ontology annotation, molecular function: hormone activity. The transcript has a single exon. NCBI's taxonomy places the organism in Eukaryota, Metazoa, Arthropoda, Insecta, Lepidoptera, Sphingidae. Gene Ontology annotation, cellular component: extracellular region.